Molecule: messenger RNA, 982 nt
Organism: Paramecium sonneborni
Lineage: Eukaryota; Ciliophora; Oligohymenophorea; Peniculida; Parameciidae
Source: the annotation of a GenBank genome assembly
AUGAGAACUAAUCAUUAAUACAAUUAUAAUUAUAAAUUAGACUAAAUAUUUUCCAGAGAAAAGUAAUUAUUAUUCUUAACAUUUAUAGGUCAUAUGAUCUUCAUUUAAAAAAAUUGAAUGAAAUUAAAACUAAAAAAACUUAAUCAUAAUCAAGAGUGUAACAUAUUGAAAUCUUAGAAAAAAGAAAUAAUAUUAGACAAUAAAGAAGACGUUUUGACCUUAGUGGUAAUAUUCAUCAAGAUUUUAUUAAAUUUAGAAUAAUCUGAACGUAUCAAUAAAGGAAACAGUUAAUUAUAUUAAAAAAUAACAGAAAUCUGCAAUAGACCAAUGCAAUUAGAUUACUAUAAAUGUGAAGAUGAAAAUCUACAUCAUCCUCAUAAUUUAAAUUUAACUUUUCGUAAACAAUAAGCUUAACAAAUAUAACAUGAAAAUAUUAAAUUAGCUGAUAGACUUAUGAACUAAGAACCAGUUUUAAAAUUAGAUGAGUUUUCUCAUUCUUAUAAAGAAAAUAAAAGAUUAAUGUAAAGACUAUAAAGACAUUAAUAAUUUUAAUAAUAUGUUAAUUCAAUUAGGUACUAUUAUAUCUAUUUUAGAAAUAAUUUGACUCAAUCUAAUCGUGAUACAACAAAUCAUAGUUCAAUAUCUUCUAAGAAAAAAGAAAGAAUGUAGUUAUAACCAAUAUUCAAGUAUAUAAUAAUUAUUUUUUAAAUCUAGUGUUAAGAAUAAAUCUAUUGAUGCCGUUGAAUUGGAGAAAAUUAAUUAUUUAAUUAAUUAACAAGAUGAAUCUAUCAUAAAAGAAUUAUAAGAAAAUUAAUAAUAAGUGGAAAUGAAUUAGACAAAAUAAGAAUUGUCUGAAAUAACUUAACUUAAAGAGGAAUCCUAAUUAGAAACUAUUAGACAAGAAGAUAUUGUGGAAAACUAAAUCUAGUAAUAGAUUGAUAAUGAAGUUAAAUUAUAAAGUGAUGAUAUCGAUUAAUAAUGA